UUCACAUUUAUACAUCCGGUAAUAUAUCUGUCUCAUUGUUCUAUCUGUGGUUACAGCUAAACCCCGCAAUAAAGACAAGAUGGCAGGACUGCCCCGCAGAAUUAUUAAGGAGACUCAGCGCUUGAUGGCUGAGCCUGUCCCAGGCAUUAAGGCGGAGCCUGACGAAGGGAACGCCCGCUACUUCCAUGUCGUCAUCGCCGGGCCCCAGGACUCACCCUUCGAAGGCGGCACGUUUAAACUUGAACUCUUUCUCCCCGAGGAAUACCCCAUGGCAGCUCCAAAAGUACGCUUUAUGACCAAAAUAUACCACCCCAACGUAGACAAGCUGGGAAGAAUAUGUCUAGACAUCUUGAAAGAUAAAUGGUCUCCAGCCUUGCAGAUCCGUACUGUCCUGCUAUCAAUCCAGGCAUUACUAAGUGCUCCCAACCCUGAUGAUCCUCUAGCGAAUGAUGUUGCGGAGCAGUGGAAGUCCAAUGAAGCUCAAGCCAUAGAGACGGCCCGGACAUGGACCAGGCUUUACGCUCAAAACAACAUAGAAGUGUAGAAAACGUAAACAAGCGGAAAGAAACUGAGCGGGAAGUCAGUGUGAGAACACACUCCUUAUUUCUGCCAAGACCUCUUCUUCCUACUUCAUUUGCAUUUAAAGGACACCGUCUUGGAGAAAAAAAAAGGUAUUAUUAUAAUAAAAUAAACAUUUAAGGAAUAUAUUAAAAAAGAGGAAAAAGACAAGUAAAUUGGUGAUUUUAAAUGCACAUAAGAGAAAAAAUACUUAACUGGUCGUCUUUGUCCUAACUCACUACUGUUCAGAUGCAUGGGCAGCCAGGGUUGAGAUCUAACUCACCACCACCUGGCUUUCUUUUUCCAUUGAUUUGGGAGGAAACCGCCAACCUCUGCUUUUAACUAGCUUCGUAAAGAAAAUUUUAAAAAACGAAGUGUUUGUCUGUCCCAUGUUUUUUUCGGAGGGGGUGGGUUUGAGGGAGACAGUGGGGGUUCUUGUCCAAGAUGGCCAAACUUUUAAAAACUUUUCUUUUAACUUUGUUUUCUCUUGUUUUCGCUGGUUGUUUAUUGAAAUCCGCUGAUUAGCCCGAUGUAGUAGACACACCCUUUGAUACAGGCUAUUGUUGGACUCAUUACCCUGUUGAAGGCCAAGCCGCAAAAAAAAAAAUCAACAUAGCGCCUGCUAAACCACUUUAACAUGAGCCUGCCACCAUCAUCACGUUUAACUGUUGCAACCGCUGUCCGUGUAGAGACCCUAAUGUAGGCUUGUGGCGGAGGGAGGGCAGUAGGGAGUCGGACAGGAAUUCCAUAACUUUCUUCUGUUUUAGGAAUAUAUUGUUUGUCUCGUCUCUCCUUUGAUAUGGAUGUUUUCCUGACAUCGCUUUACUACUACAAAUGACCCUCGGGCUACAUAGCUAUUUUAGCUUCUUGUUCUUCCUGUUUGUCACAAUCUAAUGCUACAAGACACAACGGUUUACUUCCUUCCCCAUGGCAUUAAUUUCAGAAAAGUGUAAUGAGUUGUAAGUUCUGCAGUGUGUGUGUGUGUUAGGGGGAAUUUUGCUCAAGGAGGUUGGGGGGAGGUAAGAGUAGGUGGUUAGGGGUAAUGGGGGAAUCGCAGGAACAAACUCCAAGAGAUCAAUGAAGGCUUUUGUCUCAACUGUCAAUAUUGGUAUUUUGUUUGAAAAGUCUGUAUUCAAUUCACUGUUUGUAAAUUCAUUAUUUCUAUUGAACUGGGGGAGGGGUCACGUUUUCCUGUUCUCCAAAUGGUAUGAAAACAGUCCACCUGCAUUUUUUUCUGUAAAUAAAAUCUGUUGAUUUAAUAAGAAAA
Molecule: messenger RNA, 1825 nt
Organism: Salvelinus fontinalis (brook trout)
Lineage: Eukaryota; Metazoa; Chordata; Actinopteri; Salmoniformes; Salmonidae
Product: ubiquitin-conjugating enzyme E2 N
Exons: 4
Coding region: 80-544 (154 amino acids)
Source: RefSeq, a predicted model, not a curated record